AUGGAGAAACAAAACGAUAGCAAACUGCUACCCGUCGAACACGUCUCUUCUUCCCAAGACGAACAAGACUCAGACUUUAGCGAUACAACCUCGAAUUACUCGACGAUAUCUGAAGAAGCUCUUCCCCUUAUCUACGAGUACGGACAUACAUAUCACGGCACCGGCCAACUCCUCACCCCCAACGACGCCUCCGAAGCACAUCGCUUAAACAUCCAGCAUGAGCUAUACCAACUAUGUCUCGACGGCGGUCUUGUUGAUGCAAAACUCCCUCUUGAUCAAUACACGCCCCAAGAACCCUUUGAGAUUCUAGAUAUUGGCGCUGGAAACGGUGUUUGGGCUUGCGAUAUGGCGAAGCGAUACCCGCAGGUCAACAUUUUGGGCAUAGAUCUAAGCAGCGCCCUGCUCCCAGAGGAUGUCCCGCCAAACGUGACGUUUGAGAUCGCCGACGCUACGGAUCCCUGGCCCGCACGCACCUACGAUUUUAUUCACAUGCGCAGUCUUGCCGGCGGCGGCGUUCACGAUUGGAAUUCCCUACUAGCUGAAGCCUACCAACAUCUCAAGCCUGGGGGUCAAUUGGAGGUUACAGAGAUUCGGCCGCAUUUCUUCGACGUCGAUCCCGAACAGGCAGACCUGCCUAGCACAGAGGAUAGAAAGCCCGAGAUUGGUGCGGCGUGUAUAGAGUACGAGAGGAACUUUGUGGAGAUGAGCACCAUGCUAGGCAUCGAAUGUGAUCCUAUACCAAAAGUUCCAGGGAUUUUGUCUGGUCUCGGCGCAGAAGUUAUUCGCGAGCGGGUGGAUUGGCUUCCUAUACAGAAUUGGGGAAGUGAUCCUGUCACCCAGCAGAAACGCAAAGCUUUGGCCGAGAUGGUCGAGUGCGGAAUAGAGAAUUGGACGUUGAGAUUAUUUGGUAUGGGAGGUUGGGAAGAGAAAGCUACGAGAGCUUUACUUGAUCGUGUCAAAGGCGAGAUGCAAGAUCCCAUGCUACGCAGUUUGGCCAAAGUAACAUUUGUAACCUCUCGGAAAGGAAUGGGUAAUGGCAAGCACAUAUAA
This is a messenger RNA of Fusarium poae, 1050 nucleotides long. RefSeq lists its product as uncharacterized. NCBI's taxonomy places the organism in Eukaryota, Fungi, Ascomycota, Sordariomycetes, Hypocreales, Nectriaceae. The transcript has 3 exons. The coding region runs from base 1 to 1050 and encodes 349 amino acids. The record is from RefSeq and is a predicted model, not a curated record. Gene Ontology annotation, molecular function: methyltransferase activity.